AAAAAAAAACAAAGACUGGCGAGGCCGCGAGACCGACCAGCGCCGGACUGAGGUACGAACAGGCUAGCUAGUCGGCACGAACGGUCGUCAGCCAGGAACAACGAGGCAGAACGAGCGAACAAGGGUAGCUUUGCUCGCAUUUGUACGCUGUGCGUGGGUGUCUAGCUAGUAGUGCAUGUAUUAGUAGUGGCAGCAGUACGUAGUACUAGUGACUUGCUUGCUUGCGUGCGUGCAAACAGUGCAUACACCGGCGGGUUGAAGCAAGAAGCAAAUAAAAGGUGCUACGACCUCUUCUGCUCCCUUACCCUUCCCCCGUCCCUUUCCACCCCUCCGCAUCCCACCUUCCCCUCCUUUCCCUUCCUCUUCCCUCCGUUUCUGUCCGCCCUUGCGUUCGGCCUCGUCCCUCCUCUGCUCUUUCUUCCCCUCCCUUGGUUUCCCCCUUCAACAUCUACCCGGUCUCGUCAUGCGUUUCACAGCGCCCCUCGUUUCGCUUGUCGUUGCGGCUUCGUGCCUCGUACUGUCCUCCUCUGCGCUUCCCUCUAGCAAGCCAUCGCAGAAGAAGCAUGCCUCUGACUACCACGUCGACGGCAAGCACCUGCCCGGUGUGCCAUUCGAGGUGCCUGACAGCUACGCGGGGCUGAUGCCCAUCUCGGCCGACCCAAAGGAGACGCGCGAGUUCUUCUUCUGGUGGUACAAGGCCGAGUCGGACGUCGGCAAGGAUGACCUCGUCCUCUGGCUCAAUGGCGGUCCAGGCUGCUCGUCGCUCGAGGGUCUGCUGCAAGAGAAUGGGCCCUUCUUGCUCCCGUUCAACAGCACCGACGUGGUCAAGAACGAGUACAGCUGGACGAAGCUGGCCAACGUCUUUUGGGUCGAGCAGCCCGUCUCGGUCGGCCUCGGAAAGGGCAAGCCGGACAUCAAGAAUGAAAAGGAGCUCGCGGCCGAGUUCUACUCCUUCCUCGUUCAGUUCUACUCGACCUUCCCCGAGCUCAAGGGCAAGAAGCUGUACCUGACGGGCGAGAGCUACGCGGGCAAGUACAUUCCUUACAUCGCCAACGAGAUCUUCUUCAACCACUCUCCCAAGGAAAACAACAAGCACGGCAUCAACUUCCAGGGCAUUUCCAUCAAUGAUCCUUCCUUUGUUCCCGACUUUUUCGGCGAGGAGGUGCCCUCGAUCGAAUACGCCAAGAAGAACCAGCAGGAUAUGCUGCUCAACGAUACGUUCAUCCAGCAGCUCGAGCAGGGCGCCAAGAAGAACGGCAUCUACCAGUACGUGGAGAAGAACCUCGUCUACCCGCCCAAGGGCGCCAUUACGAUCCCCAAGCAGUACAGCGAGAGCUUCCAGCCGUUUGAGCAGAUUGUUGCUGCAGCCCAGCUGGCCAACCCCAACUUCAACAUCUACGACAUCGACCCAAAGUACCGCUACCCGAUCUACGACCCGCUCGGCUACCCUCCGGCCGACGUCGACGCCUCGCCGACAAACUUUAUCAACAACGUCACUGGUUUCAAGCAGGCCAUCCACGCCGACCCAAGCACGACGUGGCUCGAGUGCGUCGACGGCGUCUUCCUCAACGACGAUGACCUCAGCCCGGCGCCGACGGACACCGAAAUCUUCCGCAAGCUCAUUGAGAAGUCGCCCUCGGGCCGGACGAUUGUCCAGCACGGCGAACGCGACUUUGUCCUCAUUGCCAACGGCUCUGCCCUCGGCAUCCAGAACACGACGUGGAACGGCAAGCAAGGGUUCCAGAAGCCGCCGACGAAGCAGCUCGUUUUCAAGGGAAAGGACAAGGGCCUGAUCCAGACCGAGAGGGGCCUCACCUUCUUCAGGCCGACGAGCAGCGGUCACAUGAUUCCGCAGGACGACCCCCAGUCGGCCUACAAGAUGCUCCAGUUCUUCCUGGGCCAGAUCAAAGAGAAGGACCUGUACCACUAGCUGGCUUGACUUCAAAAUUAGUUCAGACGCAAUGCCCGCUACCCAUUGAGCGCUCC
This is a messenger RNA of Acaromyces ingoldii, 1986 nucleotides long. Its product is annotated as alpha/beta-hydrolase. NCBI's taxonomy places the organism in Eukaryota, Fungi, Basidiomycota, Exobasidiomycetes, Exobasidiales, Cryptobasidiaceae. Gene Ontology annotation, molecular function: serine-type carboxypeptidase activity. The transcript has 5 exons. Gene Ontology annotation, biological process: proteolysis. Bases 464 to 1930 code for a protein of 488 amino acids. The record is from RefSeq and is a predicted model, not a curated record.